AUGGCUUCCAAAUACACUGUCAGAAAGAUCGGAGCUCCAAACACCUUGGAGCACCGUAUCUAUAUCGAGAAGGAUGGAGUUCCAGUUUCUCCAUUCCACGAUAUCCCCCUUUAUGCCAAUGAGCAACAAACCAUCUUGAACAUGGUUGUUGAGAUCCCAAGAUGGACAAACGGCAAGAUGGAGAUCAGCAAAGAAGAGAAGCAAGACGUCAAGAAGGGCAAGCUUCGUUUCGUCCGCAACUGCUUCCCACACAAGGGUUAUCUCUGGAACUACGGUGCCUUCCCUCAAACUUGGGAGGACCCUAACGUUGUCCACCCAGAAACCAAGGCCAAGGGUGACAACGAUCCAUUAGACGUUUGCGAGAUUGGUGAAUUGGUCGGAUACCCUGGUCAAGUCAAGCAAGUCAAGGUUCUCGGGGUUAUGGCCUUGCUCGAUGAGGAGGAGACCGACUGGAAGGUUAUUGUCAUCGAUGUCAACGACCCAUUGGCUCCUAAGCUCAACGACGUUGAGGAUGUUGAGAGACAUCUUCCAGGUCUCUUGAGGGCUACAAAUGAAUGGUUCAGAAUCUACAAAAUCCCAGAUGGAAAGCCAGAGAACCAAUUUGCUUUCACUGGAGAGUGCAAGAACAAGAAGUACGCCACUGAUAUCGUCCGUGAGUGUGCUGAGGCUUGGGAGAAGCUCAUCACUGGCAAGACCACCCCAGGUGAUGUUUCAACCACCAACGUCACUGUCAAGCACUCAACCAGCCGUGUUGAAGCCAACCAACUUCCUCCUAUCCCAUCUAACGAGAACCUUGCCCCAGCUCCUAUCGACCCAAGCAUUGACAAGUGGUUCUUCAUCUCUGGUGCUGCCGCUUAA
Messenger RNA from Botrytis porri, 858 nucleotides. RefSeq lists its product as uncharacterized. Gene Ontology annotation, molecular function: magnesium ion binding; inorganic diphosphate phosphatase activity. The record is from RefSeq and is a predicted model, not a curated record. Bases 1 to 858 code for a protein of 285 amino acids. Gene Ontology annotation, biological process: phosphate-containing compound metabolic process. NCBI's taxonomy places the organism in Eukaryota, Fungi, Ascomycota, Leotiomycetes, Helotiales, Sclerotiniaceae. The transcript is spliced from 5 exons. Gene Ontology annotation, cellular component: nucleus; cytoplasm.